GGCGGGGCAUGUGAGGAGCAGCAGUCGAUUUCAAGUUCGCCGUAUGAAUCUGGGAGCCUGCGAACUCCGGGUUGGGGAUCAUGAGUCUUGCUGGAUAACCAAGUGAGAGUGCACUUCAAGUUGAGCUUGGACUCGAGGGUUGCUUCUCCAAUCCUCCAGGCAAUGGAGAAACGUCACACACACACCCGUAUUUCCAUCUUGGUAUGUUUGUCAUAUGCUUGAUUGUACAAGUGUAGGAUGCUCUAUGUCUCCGCUUCCCAGGACAGUCACGCCAGUCUCGAGAAUCGGACAUGUCGGAGGUAGACCAGUGAGCGAAAGAUGUGCAGCAAGUGGCACUUCCGCGUCGCAGACAUAUUUGGUAUGCGACAAAUGGGGCUAUGCUAUGACAAGGUGUUGUGGCGUCGGUCUUGAAUGGGAUCAGGUGCUGUGGCAGAGAAAAAUCGGGGUACACGUAAAGGGGUCAGUGGAUCGACCCAUACAUCCCGAUAUAACAAAACUGCGAAUUGGGAGGGCAAGAGAGCCUGGCAAGGAAGGUGCCGACCAUUUGUUUACAUUUCGGACUCGAACAUUGAUUACGGCUCGUUCCGUCCAACGCCCCAGAGCAACUGAGAACUUUUAUCGGUGUUCUCGAGCUUUGAACUGCGACUACGUUCCACCGGUCUCUUAACGAUGCUCGAGCUCAAAUGUAUCCCACCGCACGAACUGACACAAGGGGAGAUUAAAAAGCAGAGGAGGCUCAUCCAGUACUGUACGAACCGAGAUCCUGAAAUCAUAGAACGGCUCGUACGGGAACAUGGGCCUUUCCCCCUUUUAUGGGAGUUCAA
Molecule: messenger RNA, 824 nt
Organism: Cantharellus anzutake
Lineage: Eukaryota; Fungi; Basidiomycota; Agaricomycetes; Cantharellales; Hydnaceae
Exons: 2
Coding region: 215-667 (150 amino acids)
Source: RefSeq, a predicted model, not a curated record